Messenger RNA from Impatiens glandulifera, 1030 nucleotides. Its product is annotated as PRA1 family protein B4-like. Gene Ontology annotation, biological process: vesicle-mediated transport. The transcript has a single exon. Gene Ontology annotation, cellular component: endoplasmic reticulum; Golgi apparatus. The record is from RefSeq and is a predicted model, not a curated record. Lineage: Eukaryota; Viridiplantae; Streptophyta; Magnoliopsida; Ericales; Balsaminaceae. The coding region runs from base 116 to 784 and encodes 222 amino acids.
AACAUAAUAAAAGCAUCAUAUUUCUCAAACCUUCUUUCAUUCAUCUUCUUCUUCUUCUCUAGAUCUCUGCAAUUUGAUAAUCUUCUCCAUCUUCCAGAUCAGAUCAGAUCUGAAAAUGAAACCGAUGACUUCUUCAACUCCAGCAAUUCUCCCAAUCUCAAACCCACAAACCACCGUCCCUUCCGCCGCACAAUCACAGCCGCCAAUUGUGACUCCAGCUAUCAGCACAUUCAUCUCAAACAUCACCGACACCGUCCGCAACGGUCUCGGUCAGCGCCGUCCAUGGUCGGAACUCAUCGACCGAUCCGCCAUCUCAAGGCCAGAUUCGAUCACAGAUGCUACACAGCGUAUCCGCAAAAACUAUUCUUAUUUUCGUGUAAACUACUUCGCACUCAUCGCUAUUGUUCUGGGCAUCUCUCUUCUCACAAACCCUUUUUCUCUCAUCACCCUUGCUGGUCUUUUAGCCGCAUGGAUCUUUCUAUAUCUCUUCCGUCCUUCCGAUCAGCCUCUUGUUGUGUUCGGCCGUAACUAUUCUGAUAAAGAAACUCUAGGGCUUCUUAUUGUUGCGAGUUUAGUUGUGAUCUUCUUGACUAGUGUUGGAUCUGUUCUGAUUUCAGCAUUGAUGGUUGGAUUGGCUAUUGUUUGUUGUCAUGGUGCAUUCAGGACUCCUGAAGAUCUGUUCUUGGAUGAUCAAGAUACCGCUGCAUCUACUGGAUUCCUAUCAUUCCUUGCUGGAUCAUCAUCGACGACCAAAAUUGCUUCUGUGGUGGCUGGUCGUGUCUGAUCUGAUGGAGAAAGAAAAGGUUGAAUUGGGUAAAUUGGUUGUUAGUUUUGUAUUUCAUACUUUCGAUUUAACUACUUUGUGUUGAUGAGGAUUGAGGCUAUUAGUGUUGUUGUUGAUAGCCAUUUACUAUGAUUGUUUGUGUAAAUUUCAACUUUAUAUAAGGAUCAUCAUAUAGUUUAUAACUCUAGUGUAUAAUUUUCCACAAAUCUCUUGGUUCUUAUAUAAAUACAUCUAAAUUUAUCCUUA